Tinamus guttatus (white-throated tinamou) is the source of this 4104-nucleotide messenger RNA. Lineage: Eukaryota; Metazoa; Chordata; Aves; Tinamiformes; Tinamidae. The record is from RefSeq and is a predicted model, not a curated record.
AUGGAGUUUCCUUCUUCUUUGACUAGUACUGAAAGAGCUUUUAUUCACCGCCUCAGUCAGUCUCUUGGUCUGAUUUCUAAAAGUAAAGGGAAAGGAGCAAAUCGCUACCUGACGGUAAGGAAGAAAGAUGGUUCAGAACCAGCACAUGCAGUAAUGUCUUGCUGUUUGACUCCUAAUACAAAACAUGCUGUGCGGAACUUAAUUCAGAGAUUUCCUGUCACAAAUAAAGAACGGACAGAACUUCUACCAAAGACUGAGCGAGGAAAUGCAUUUGCUGUUGAAGCAGAAAACAGAGAAAUGAGCAAGACCAGUGGGCGACUUAACAACGGUAUCCCUCAGGUUCCAGUGAAAAGAGGGGAAUCAGAGUUUGAUUCCUUCAGGCGAUCGCUACCGGUUUUUGAAAAACAAGAAGAAAUUGUCAAAAUAAUUAAAGAAAAUAGAGUUGUUCUGGUUGUAGGAGAGACUGGAUCAGGAAAGACUACUCAAAUUCCUCAGUUCCUUCUUGACGACUGCUACAAGAAUGGAAUUCCGUGUCGUAUAUUUUGCACUCAACCUAGACGCUUAGCAGCUAUUGCUGUGGCUGAAAGAGUGGCAGCAGAAAGAAGAGAAAAGAUCGGCCAGACAAUUGGUUAUCAGAUCCGAUUGGAAAGCAGGGUUUCUCCAAAGACAUUGUUAACAUUUUGCACUAACGGUGUAUUACUUCGCACACUAAUGGCAGGAGAUAGCACUCUAUCAACAGUGACACAUGUUAUUGUGGAUGAAGUACAUGAGAGGGAUAGAUUCAGUGAUUUCUUGUUAAUAAAACUGAGAGAUGUGUUGCAAAAACAGACUGGUUUAAAACUAAUUCUUUCUAGUGCUGCUUUAGAUGCAAAUCUUUUUAUUAGGUAUUUUGGGAGUUGUCCAAUAAUACACAUACAAGGAAGACCUUUUGAAGUUAAAGAGAUGUUUCUGGAGGACAUUUUACGAAGCACUGGAUAUACAAAUAAAGAGAUGGUUAAGUAUAAAAAGGAAAAACAGCGAGAAGAAAAACAGCAAAACACUCUUACUGAGUGGUAUUCUGCUCAAGAAAAUAAUAGCAAACCAGAAUCUCAGAGGCAAAGACCUGCCCCAAGUGUGACUGAAGAGUAUGAUCUGUUAGAUGAUGGUGGUGACACAGUAUUCAAUCAACUGACUGAAAAAGAUGUAAAUUGUCUUGAACCAUGGCUAAUAAAAGAAAUGGAUUCUUGUCUUUCUGACAUCUGGUUGCAUAAAGAUGCCGAUGCCUUUGCUCAGGUGUUUCAUCUCAUUUUAACUGAAAAUGUCAGUGUUGACUAUAGGCACAGUGAAACCAGUGCGACCACGCUAAUGAUUGCUUCAGGAAGAGGCUUUUUGAGUCAAGUAGAGCAACUGAUCAGUAUGGGAGCAAAUAUCCACUGCAAAUCAUCCAAUGGCUGGAUGGCUUUGGAUUGGGCUAAGCACUUUGGACAGAUGGAGGUUAUUGACCUUUUGGAAUCCUACAGUGCUUCACUGGAAUUUGGAAAUUUGGAUGAAAGUUCCCUAGUCCAAACAAGUGGUAGUGACCUCAGUGCAGAGGACAGAGAAUUGUUGAAAGCUUAUCAUCACAGUUUUGAUGAUGAAAAAGUGGAUUUGGAUCUGAUUAUGCACUUGCUUUACAACAUCUGUCAUAGUUGUGAUGCUGGAGCGAUUUUAAUAUUUCUUCCAGGAUAUGAUGAAAUAGUUAGCCUGCGAGACCGUAUUCUUUUUGAUGACAAAAGAUUUGCUGAUAAUGCUCAUAGAUACCAAGUUUUCAUGCUGCAUUCAAAUAUGCAGACUUCAGAUCAGAAGAAGGUGCUUAAAAGUCCACCUUCUGGCAUCCGCAAAAUAAUUCUUUCUACUAAUAUUGCGGAAACCAGCGUCACAGUCAAUGAUGUUGUAUUUGUUAUCGAUUCAGGGAAGAUGAAAGAGAAGUCUUUUGAUGCACUGAAUUGGGUCACUAUGUUAAAAAUGGUGUGGAUUUCAAAAGCCAGUGCUGUCCAGAGAAAAGGCAGGGCUGGUCGCUGUCGGCCUGGAGUUUGUUUCCGUCUCUUCAGCAAGCUCCGGUUUCAGAAUAUGUUGGAAUUCCAGACUCCAGAACUUCUAAGAAUGCCACUUCAGGAACUUUGUUUGCACACAAAAUUGCUGGCUCCAAUUAAUUGCCCAAUUGCUGAUUUUCUCAUGAAAGCUCCAGAUCCUCCACCAGCUUUAAUUGUGAGAAAUGCUGUGCAAAUGCUUAAGACAAUAGAUGCUAUGGAUACUUGGGAAGAUCUCACUGAACUUGGUUAUCAUCUGGCUGAUUUACCAGUAGAGCCACACCUUGGUAAAAUGGUGUUGUGUGCAGUUGUUUUGAAGUGCCUGGAUCCUAUUCUUACCAUCGCUUGCACUCUUGCCUAUCGAGACCCUUUUGUCCUACCGACACAGGCAUCUCAGAAGCGCGCAGCCAUGCUGUGUAGAAAACGUUUUACUGCAGGAACAUUUAGUGACCAUAUGGCGCUUCUCAGGGCUUUUCAGGCAUGGCAGAAGGCACGGAGUGAUGGGUGGGAGAGAGCCUUCUGUGAAAAGAACUUUCUUUCUCAAGCCACAAUGGAAAUCAUCAUAGGAAUGAGAACACAGUUGCUUGGUCAGCUCAGAGCCUCAGGUUUUGUUAGAGCCAGAGGAGGAGGCGAUAUCAGAGAUGUUAACACCAACUCUGAAAACUGGGCUGUGGUUAAAGGUGCCUUAGUGGCUGGAAUGUAUCCAAAUCUAGUGCAUGUGGACAGAGAAAACCUCGUUUUGACUGGACCAAAGGAGAAGAAAGUACGGUUUCAUCCUACCUCUGUUCUUGGCCAACCACAAUAUAAAAAGAUUCCUCCAGUAAAUGGGCAAGCUGCAGCCAUUCAGGCACUCCCUACAGACUGGCUUAUAUAUGAUGAAAUGACAAGGGCUCACAGAAUAGCAAAUAUCCGAUGCUGUUCUGUUGUAACACCUGUCACUGUGUCACUCUUCUGCGGACCAGCUAGGUUACCAAGUAAUGCUUUGCAGGAGCCUUCGUCUUUUCGAGUGGAUGGUGUACCUAAUGACAGCAGUGAUAGUGAGAUGGAGGACAAAACAACUGCUAAUCUGGCAGUGCUGAAGAUAGAUGAAUGGCUUCAUUUCAAACUGGAUCCUGAAGCUGCUGGCUUGCUGUUACAACUCAGGCAGAAGUGGCAUAGCUUAUUUCUGCGUCGUAUGCGAGCUCCUUCUAAACCGUGGUCUCAAGUUGAUGAAGCAACUAUAAGAGCAAUUAUAACUGUUCUAAGCACUGAAGAGCAAUCUGCAGGUUUACAGCAGCCAUCAGGAAUAGGGCAGAGACCAAGACCUAUGUCUUCUGAGGAACUUCCUUUAGCAUCUUCAUGGAGGUCAAGUAACAGCAGGAAAAGUUCGGCAGAAACAGAAUUCUCUGAUGACUCUUCCAAUGCUGAAAAGGUUCUAAUGAAAUCUGCGCCUCCGGCAUUUCACCAGGCACCAAAGUACAAAGAAAGAAGCAUUUUGCAUUCCAAGAGAACUUCAGAAGACAGGUCAGAUCAAUCAUCAGUGAAGUCUACAGACAGCAGUAGUUAUCCUAGCCCAUGUGCCAGUCCUUCUCCUCCCUUAUCUGGAAAGGGCUCUAAAUCUCCUUCACCGAGACCAAAUAUGCCAGUUCGGUACUUUAUAAUGAAAAGUAGCAACCUGCGAAACCUCGAUAUUUCUCAGCAGAAAGGUAUAUGGUCUACUACGCCAAGUAAUGAGCGAAAGCUAAAUAGAGCCUUUUGGGAGAGCAGCAUGGUUUACUUAAUAUUUUCUGUCCAAGGAUCAGGGCACUUUCAGGGUUUUGCUAGAAUGUCCUCAGAGAUAGGACGUGAGAAAAGUCAAGACUGGGGAUCUACAGGUUUAGGAGGUGUGUUCAAGGUGGAGUGGAUCCGAAAAGAAAGUCUUCCUUUUCAGUGUGCACACCAUUUGCUCAAUCCUUGGAAUGACAAUAAGAAAGUACAAAUAAGCAGAGAUGGGCAGGAGCUGGAACCACAAGUUGGAGAGCAGUUGCUACAGCUUUGGGAUCGUAUUCCUAUGGGAGAGAAAAAUUCAACUGAUUGA